CUCGCCGCCCCGGGACACCCCACGUGCGCGCGCGCGCGCGGCACCCCUCGCAGGGCCGCGGGAGCCGCGUCGGUGCCGGGACGGUGCCGGGGCGCCCACCCGCCGCUGCCUUCGGAGGGCGGCGUCCCUCCCCGCGCUCGCGCGGAGUCUGCGCCUCGGCGGGCCCCGGGCCGGGCGGGACGAGCCCGGCGACAGUUCCGCGUCUGCGCGGCGGCCGAGGGGCUGGAGCGGGCCGGGAGGCCGGGCUGCGCGGGAGCCAAUGGGCGCGCUCGGGGGCCUGGAGGGCGGCGGCGGCGGGCGGCGGUGACGGGCGGCGGGCGCGCGCUGUCGGGAUGGAGGGCCAGCUCCCCGCGGCUCCCGAGCGCUCCGCGGGCCUCCCGGCGGGGGACGGCGGCGGGGACAGCCCCUCGGCCCUGCUGCCGGCCGAGGUGCUGGACCUGGACGGGGACGAGGACGACCUGGAGGUGUUCAGUAAGGAUGCCUCCCUGAUGGACAUGAACUCCCUCAGCCCCCUGAUGCCAACGUCCCCUUUAUCGAUGAUCAACCAGGUCAAGUUUGAAGAUGAGCCGGACUUGAAAGAUCUCUUCAUCACGGUCGACGAACCCGAGAGCCACGUCACCACGCUGGAAACCUUCGUCACCUACAGGGUCAUCACGAAGACGUCCCGUGGGGAAUUUGACUCCAGCGAGUUCGAAGUCAGGAGGCGCUACCAAGACUUCCUGUGGUUAAAAGGAAAACUGGAAGAGGCACACCCCACCCUGAUUAUCCCACCGUUGCCAGAGAAGUUCAUAGUGAAGGGGAUGGUGGAACGCUUCAACGAUGACUUCAUCGAGACGCGCCGGAAGGCACUGCACACAUUUCUGAACCGAAUUGCCGAUCAUCCGACUUUAACGUUCAAUGAAGACUUCAAAGUUUUUCUUACUGCACAAGCGUGGGAACUGUCUUCUCACAAGAAACAAGGGCCUGGGCUCCUCAGCAAGGUGGGGCAGACAGUCCGUGCGGUGGCCUGGUCCGUGCGAGGAGUGAAAAGCCGCCCCGAGGAGUUCAUGGACAUGAAUGACUUCAUUGAAACCUUCAGCCAGAAAAUCAACUUGAUAGACAAAAUAUCUCAGAGAAUUUACAAGGAGGAAAGGGAAUACUUGGACGAAAUGAAAGAAUAUGGCCCGAUUCAUACCCUGUGGGCGGAGUCCGAAGAAGACCUGGCGGACACCCUGAGCGGGGUCGCCAGCUGCCUGGCCCGGUGCUGCACCGCCACCGAGAGGCGCCUGUCGGGACUGCCCGAGGCCCUGCUCCCGGUGGUCCACGAGUACGUGCUUUACAGCGAGACGUUAACGGGUGUUAUGAAGAGAAGAGACCAAAUCCAAGCAGAACUGAGCUCCAAAGUAGAAGCGCUGACCUGCAAGAAGGCAGACGCGGACCUGCUCACGGAGGAGAUCGGAAAACUCGAAGAUAAGGUGGAGUGCGCCAAUAACGCGCUGAAAGCGGACUGGGAAAGGUGGAGACAAAAUAUGCGGAAUGACAUCAAGUCUGCGUUCUCAGACAUGGCCGAGCGGAACGUCCAGUAUUACGAACAGUGCCUCGCCACGUGGGAGUCCUUCCUCUCAUCGCAGAGUGACCUCUGCUCCAAAGAGCCCUGCGAAGAGGACCCUUGACCCCGCGGGAGACUUCCGUGACCUUCGGGAGGGAGCACCGCUUCGACAAAGUCAUUCUCUCCGGAUGGGCCGUGCCCUUGACGCAGUGGGCGCAAGACGCUCCACACUGUCUGGAAGACCGACCAGCUGAGCUCAGGUAUUCCAGAUCGCUGAUGUAAGUUGGGAGAUAUCUAUAUGUCUAUAUAUACAUGUAUGUAUAUGUAUAAAUCUUUGGCUUAGUUUCAAUUAUGUUCUUAAAUUUAUAUGCCAAUAAUGAAAUAUAGAAAUUUUUCUCUUGCGUA
Phyllostomus hastatus (greater spear-nosed bat) is the source of this 1933-nucleotide messenger RNA. It is a transcript of the gene SNX7, whose product is annotated as sorting nexin 7. The record is from RefSeq and is a predicted model, not a curated record. The coding region runs from base 333 to 1652 and encodes 439 amino acids. Gene Ontology annotation, molecular function: phosphatidylinositol binding. NCBI's taxonomy places the organism in Eukaryota, Metazoa, Chordata, Mammalia, Chiroptera, Phyllostomidae. The transcript has 9 exons.